Messenger RNA from Lindgomyces ingoldianus, 1304 nucleotides. RefSeq lists its product as uncharacterized. The record is from RefSeq and is a predicted model, not a curated record. The transcript has 2 exons. NCBI's taxonomy places the organism in Eukaryota, Fungi, Ascomycota, Dothideomycetes, Pleosporales, Lindgomycetaceae. The coding region runs from base 1 to 1197 and encodes 398 amino acids.
AUGGACGAGAUACUGGUGCACAUUUCUGCACCAGCAACGCGUCAGGACGAUGACUUGUAUCGCUCCUUGAUCGAUGCUUAUUUCGACUUUGAACCCUGUGAGCUCGUUGGAUGUGGGCGUCACGAGCGCGGCGACGACCCCGGAGGGCUCGUGAACCCCCCCCUCACCACUAGCGAUGAAUCAUACGGCAGUCUCCCUUCCCAUAUGUCGUCUGGAAGGGACUCCAAAGGCUCUAAUCAACGACAUCAAUUCUCCUUCAACCCGAACGAAGAUUCGAUUCUACCUAGGAGUAGACUCGAGCAGUUGGAACGGCUUCACGCCAAAUGGAAAAGACAGAACGAUCCAGGGCUAAGUGCCAUCUCCGCACCUCCAUCGCCUACCGGGAUUCCUACUUCUAGGAACAAGAGUAGUUCUUUCAUUGAGGACUCACAGCUGGCGGCCCACGCUAUCGAAAGCCAGAUAUACGAUGGAGGUUCAAUCACCUCCGAAGAUACAUCGGAAGACGAAACGCAUUCGUCGUUUCCUGUCAAGACUGUUACCUCGCUUCGCCCUUCCCUGCCAAAGUCCCCGACUACGUUGUUUGGUCGAGACCGGGACCCGGCACACCCAAGCCUAAAGACAGCCUCUCUAGAUUUGCCAACUACAUCAAGGGUUGAGAGCGAUAACAACGCCCAUGCCUCAAUCGGCGGUACUUUGGAUGGCACAGCGCCAACUAGGUGCCUGGAAUUUCGCACUUUACCUUUCGAAGCAUUCCCCCCAGCGCCAAAGGUAUCUGUGGAAUGUCCGGUCUCGUUACCAUCACAAGUCACAAAAUACCUAGAGGCAAUAAAGCAACAAAACCCAAGACGCUUCAAGCCAUCGAAAACAUUGCGGCCAGUGGACAAUGACGAGCGUGGGUACUGGCUAGUUGAGUGCGUAAGUUGGCCCCUGAAGAUACAAUAUGACUUCUGGUCAUCUCUGUGUGAUCACGUUCGUAGCGGCAGGUUUGGCUGGGGCGUGACUCUCCACCGAGAACUACCAGGAGCCACAAGCAAGGUCCAACAGAUGCCAGUGGGACUCGGACAGGCUCGACUUUAUUGCUGGGGCGAAGUCGUUGAACACAUGUGGCUUUAUCUCUGGCUGUGUAGCAAGGGAAUGGUCUCUGGCUCAGGUUCAAGAUGGCUCGACGCGGAGGAUACCGUGGUGAUCGUGGGAUAAUACUAAGCAGGGAGCACCAAAGGCGGAGACUUUGAAUACUUACGCUCAUCCUUGAAAUGGAGCCGGUCUAUUGCCGCGAUUUACUAGCUGCGAUGGUCAAACUGUUU